Molecule: messenger RNA, 639 nt
Organism: Terrapene triunguis (Three-toed box turtle)
Lineage: Eukaryota; Metazoa; Chordata; Testudines; Emydidae
Product: interleukin-17C
Exons: 3
Coding region: 1-639 (212 amino acids)
Biological process (GO): inflammatory response
Cellular component (GO): extracellular region
Molecular function (GO): cytokine activity
Source: RefSeq, a predicted model, not a curated record
AUGCCGGGAUUUUCCCUCAAUCCAGCGCAGCCCAGCGAGCUGCAAUGCGGCGUGGGGGUUUUCCCUCAAUCCAGGGCCAAGCGGGCGGGAGCAUGUGACAGCCGCGGUGAACGAGUGACUCCAGCGCAUGGUAGCAAGGAGCUGGCUGUCAGCAGCGCCUGCUUCAGCCAGGAGCAGCUGCAGGCCGGGGAGCUGCCCACCCACUUUGUGAGCAGGACCAUGAAGUGGGACCGAUACGCCCCCGUGCAGCUGGUGCCACACCUGGAGAAGAUGCAGCAGGAAGGAGGCCAGAGACGCAAACGCCAAGUAGAUGGGUGCCCGGCUCUGCAGCUCCAGGCUACCGUCAACAGCGAGCCCAACGAGCGCUCCCUCUCUCCCUGGAGAUACCGCAUCGACGAGGAUGAGAACCGCUACCCGCAGAAGCUGGCCUUCGCUGAAUGCCUGUGCACUGGCUGCAUUGACGUCAAGACGGGCCGGGAGACGUCCUCGCUCAACUCUGUGCUCAUGCACCAGACCAUGAUGGUGCUUCGCCGCAAGCCGUGCCCGCACAAUGCCAGCCCUGGGACCUUUGCCUUCGAGGUGGAGUACAUCAAGGUGCCAGUCGGCUGCACCUGUGUCCUCCCCAGGUCCAGCGGCUGA